Messenger RNA from Cebus imitator (Panamanian white-faced capuchin), 5753 nucleotides. It is a transcript of the gene EPB41L3, whose product is annotated as erythrocyte membrane protein band 4.1 like 3. Gene Ontology annotation, cellular component: plasma membrane; cytoskeleton. The record is from RefSeq and is a predicted model, not a curated record. Lineage: Eukaryota; Metazoa; Chordata; Mammalia; Primates; Cebidae. Gene Ontology annotation, molecular function: structural molecule activity; actin binding. The coding region runs from base 275 to 4633 and encodes 1452 amino acids. The transcript has 27 exons. Gene Ontology annotation, biological process: cortical actin cytoskeleton organization.
AGCACUUUAGAGAAUGCUGCACAGUCAUGCGGAGAAGCCACACUGGGAACCAGGGGAAAAUAUUAGAAGAAGAAUCUGAAGGACACCAUCAAAUACUGUGCAGUUAUUGCUUCCUGCCCCGGCUUGAUUUUUGGAGUGUUGAAUUUAAGGAGAGAAUCUGGAUGUGAUAGAAAGCAAUUGAUUUUACCUUUCUGUGUUUCACUGAGAAUAUUCCUGGAGGAAUAGAAGCCGGAGAGUCAAUGCUACAGUAACUUUGAAAUUGCUGCACUGCAGCAUGCCAUCUUUCAUCUGUCUCUAUCUGUGCUCAAAGUCUCUCUUAGGAUUUGGAGAACAAUCAACCAUGACGACAGAAUCUGGAUCAGACUCGGAAUCCAAGCCGGACCAGGAGGCCGAGCCCCAGGAAGCGGUGGGAGCACAGGGGCACGCGGGAGCGCCCGGGCCGGAGCCGCCCACGGAGGAGCAGCAGCAGGCCCUAGAGCAGUUCGCGGCUGCAGCGCACAGCACCCCGGUGCGGAGGGAGGUCACUGACAAGGAACAGGAAUCUGCUGCCAGAGCUGCAAAACAGCUUGAGUAUCAGCAAUUAGAAGACGAUAAACUCUCUCAGAAAUCAUCUAGCAGUAAACUCUCUCGGUCUCCAUUAAAGAUUGUCAAAAAGCCUAAAAGCAUGCAGUGCAAAGUGAUACUUCUAGAUGGCUCAGAAUAUACCUGUGAUGUAGAGAAACGCUCCAGAGGACAAGUGCUGUUUGAUAAAGUAUGUGAACACUUGAACUUGCUAGAGAAAGACUACUUUGGGCUUACGUAUCGAGAUGCUGAAAACCAGAAGAAUUGGUUGGACCCUGCUAAGGAAAUUAAAAAACAGGUUCGAAGUGGUGCUUGGCACUUUUCUUUCAAUGUAAAAUUCUAUCCACCAGACCCUGCCCAGCUAUCUGAAGAUAUCACCAGGUACUACCUCUGCUUGCAGUUGCGAGAUGACAUCGUGUCCGGAAGGCUGCCCUGCUCCUUCGUUACCCUGGCCUUGCUGGGCUCCUACACUGUCCAGUCAGAACUCGGAGACUAUGACCCAGACGAAUGUGGGAGCGAUUACAUUAGCGAGUUCCGCUUUGCACCAAACCACACAAAAGAACUGGAAGACAAAGUAAUCGAGCUGCACAAGAGCCACAGAGGGAUGACGCCAGCAGAAGCAGAGAUGCAUUUCUUGGAAAAUGCCAAAAAAUUGUCCAUGUAUGGGGUAGAUUUACAUCAUGCUAAGGACUCAGAAGGAGUCGAAAUUAUGUUAGGAGUUUGUGCAAGUGGUCUGUUGAUAUAUCGUGACCGGCUGCGAAUAAACAGAUUUGCCUGGCCCAAGGUUCUGAAGAUUUCAUAUAAACGGAACAACUUUUACAUAAAGAUCCGGCCAGGAGAGUUUGAACAAUUUGAAAGCACCAUUGGGUUUAAGCUGCCAAACCAUCGAGCUGCCAAGCGUUUGUGGAAAGUUUGUGUUGAGCAUCAUACGUUUUUCAGACUGUUGUUACCAGAAGCACCUCCCAAGAAAUUCCUAACCUUGGGUUCCAAGUUUCGUUAUAGUGGCAGGACACAAGCGCAAACGAGAAGAGCCAGUGCGUUGAUAGAUCGCCCAGCGCCUUACUUUGAACGCUCGUCCAGCAAACGUUAUACCAUGUCUCGCAGCUUGGAUGGAGCAUCAGUGAAUGAAAACCAUGAAAUAUACAUGAAGGAUUCUAUGUCUGCUGCAGAGGUUGGUACUGGCCAGUACGCCACAACAAAAGGCAUCUCUCAGACCAACUUGAUCACCACUGUGACUCCGGAGAAGAAGGCCGAGGAGGAGCGAGACGAGGAAGAGGAUAAACGGAGGAAGGGGGAAGAAGUCACGCCCGUCUCAGCCAUCCGGCACGAGGGAAAGUCACCUGGGCUUGGCACUGACUCAUGUCCCUUGUCACCCCCAUCUGCCCAUUGUGCCCCCACAUCUCCCACAGAUCUCCGUAGGAGGUGUAAGGAGAAUGACUGCAAACUGCCAGGUUAUGAGCCAUCCAGAGCUGAGCACAUGCCUGGAGAGCCCACCGUGGACUCUGAUGGCCCAGGGAGGCCUUACCUAGGGGAUCAAGAUGUGGCCUUUAGCUACAGACAGCAAACUGGCAAGGGGACCACCCUGUUCUCCUUCUCCUUGCAGCUCCCUGAGUCAUUUCCCUCCCUCCUAGACGAUGAUGGGUACCUCUCUUUCCCCAACCUUUCUGAAACCAACCUCCUGCCCCAGAGCUUGCAGCAUUACCUUCCGAUCCGCUCACCGUCCCUCGUGCCCUGUUUCCUCUUCAUCUUUUUCUUUCUGCUGUCUGCCUCCUUCUCAGUGCCAUACGCUCUCACUCUCUCCUUCCCUCUGGCUCUGUGCCUCUGCUACCUGGAGCCCAAGGCGGCCUCCUUGAGCGCCUCCCUAGACAAUGACCCGAGUGACAGUUCAGAGGAAGAGACUGACAGUGAGCGCACGGACACUGCAGCCGACGGGGAGACCACUGCUACUGAGUCGGACCAGGAGGAAGAUGCAGAGCUCAAGGCACAGAAUAGUCUGAUUAAACGAAUAAAGGGUGAAAAUGUGUAUGUCAAACAUAGUAAUCUUAUGUUAGAGGAGCUAGAAAAAACUCAAGAUGACCUGAUGAAACAUCAAACCAACAUUAGCGAGCUGAAAAGAACCUUCUUAGAAACCUCGACAGACACUGCCAUCACGAAUGAAUGGGAGAAGAGGCUUUCCACCUCCCCCGUGCGACUGGCCGCCAGGCAGGAGGAUGCCCCCAUGAUCGAACCACUUGUUCCUGAAGAGACCAAAGAAGAAAGAGAGAUUUCUGAAAAAAUUAUAUUUUUGCAGCAAGGAAGCUCUCCAUUCUUUGAGUCUCAGCCAAGUGUGAUAAAGAAAAUGCAGGAAGGAGAUUCUGCUGACUCUGUGAUUACUUCUCGUCAAAUAAUUUUCCAGAAAACUGUCCCAUCGACCCUAGAGGGCACAGAGGAUUGGGUUAUUGUAGACAAAAUACCCACUGAGGUAGUUGAUGGUGAUUCGAAAAAGAUUGUGACUUACAAGGUGGUGACCGUGAGCAGUAGAACCGGUGACCUCGCACCCGACAUGUUAAAAUCUGGCACUAUUAAAAUGCAUAGCUUCGAAGACUUGGCUCGAGAAAUGCAACUGAAAGAAGACAGCAAGCAGAAAAUAUACACUCUAGGAAAAUCCUAUGACACUGUCUCCGGGAGAAUUGUUACUAUGACUGAGAAAGCUAGAGAGGGUGAGAAAGUGGGACAGCCCUCCACUGUGGAAGCCCUUCAGAAAAUAGAGAAAGGAGUGUCAGAGUCCGUGAAGACCACUCCCGGACUGGCAGAGUAUGAGGUCCUGGAAGCCCUCGCUGAUGAGAGAUCCAAGAGAGGACCCGAGGUCCAGACCACAAAGCGGAAAUUGUCCGAAUCCCUGGCGCCCAUCAAGGAGGCCGAGUCUCGCCGGCAGAGUCCAGAAGACGACGACCUCAAGAAGGCUCCACAGCUGGGGAAGGACAUGACCGUCCCCGCUGGCCUGGAAGGCAGACGCUUCAGCAAAACAGAGCAAGUGCCAGAGAGUGAGGUCUUAAAAGUGGGCCCCUUUGGCCCCCGAAGGAAGAGCCUGUCCGAAUGGAGAUAUUCCCAGGAACCGACCUUUACCGUGGCUACUGCCCAUUACGUUACUGAGUCGUCCGCCUCCCGAGUAGUGACUAAGCAGUCUUCUGGGGAAAAGCUCAUGGAUGGCUCUGAAAUCUUCAGUUUGUUAGAGUCUGCGCGAAAACCAACAGAAUUCAUAGGAGGGGUUACUUCUCAAACCUGGGUUCAGAAAAUGGAAACCAAGACGGAAUCCAGUGGAAUCGAGACGGAACCCGCCUCACACCACCGACCGCUUAGCACUGAGAAGGUGGUGCAGGAGACUGUGCUGGUGGAGGAGAGGCGUGUGAUGCACGCAAGUGGGGAUGCUUCUUACACAGCAGGAGACGGUGCGGAUGCCGUAGCACCGCCCACAUUCACGGGGGCUUCUAGUGUUAAAGGGAAGGAGGGCUCUGCCUUGACGGAGGGGGCUAAAGAGGAACCAGGGGAGGAGGUCGCUAAAGCUGUGCUGGAGCAGCAAGAGACAGCUGCUGCUUCCCAUGAGUCACAAGAGGAGCAAAGUGCAGCCAUCCACGUUUCAGAAACUUUGGAACAAAAGCCUCAUUUUGAGUCCUCAAUGGUGAAGACGGAAACCAUCAGUUUUGGCAGUGUUUCACCAGGAGGAGUAAAGCUAGAAAUUUCUACCAAGGAAGUGCCAGUAGUUCACACUGAAACCAAAACCAUCACAUAUGAAUCAUCACAGGUCGAUCCUGGCACAGAUCUGGAGCCGGGCGUGCUGAUGAGCGCACAGACGAUCACAUCUGAAACCACCAGUACCACCACCACUACGCACAUCACCAAAACUGUCAAAGGGGGCAUUUCAGAGACAAGAAUUGAGAAGCGAAUAGUCAUCACGGGAGAUGCAGACAUUGACCAUGACCAGGCGCUGGCUCAGGCAAUUAAAGAGGCCAAAGAGCAGCACCCUGACAUGUCAGUGACCAAAGUAGUGGUCCAUAAAGAGACAGAGAUCACACCAGAAGAUGGAGAGGAUUGACCAGAGGAAUAACUUAGCUUGCACAUGAAUGCAGUCAUGCAAACCAUUAGGAAAACCAGAGCCUAUAUGGACUUCCCUCUUCUAACCCAACUGACUUGUAUCUGUCCGUGGAAAAUUUCAGUCCAGAAGAAUUGACCUUGACCAUUAAUAAAGACACUGGCAGAGAGAUCCUCCCAUAAUAAAGCAAUCUGAUUCAGCAUCACUAAACUGAUAAUGCAUGAAGCAACAAUAAAAUUACAAAUAGCAGCAUUUUUAAUUUUCACAAAAUGUCUCAGUUUUCAGCUAUACCUGCACGUUCAUAACCAACAAUAUAAACCGUGAUCUCAUGUAACACAUAAGCAGUUCAUGCCUUUCAUAGUUUAUUAUUAUUAAAGUCUGAACAAAAUUGCAAUUUCUUAGGUAACAAACCUUUUGUUUACAGUUAAACGAAGAUUACCCUCAAAUACUAGAAGCUGUCUAGGUCCAUCUGAUGUGUCAGAUUUUUCCCAGAUUAGAUGUGCCAAUAACCAAGUUUAUUCAGUAAACAACUUAUACUUGUUUCAUCUGGUUUUAUUACUCUCACCCAUAAACAGUAAUGACUCUCUGACCCUCUGGAAAUAUUUAACGCUUACAAUCUUGCUUUGUGUAUCUCAUUUAAUUUGUUAUAAGGUAGUACUGAUUUUAGCAUAUUAAUGUGAUUUCUUCCUCAUUGUUUUGGUCUGUGUUCAAUCCAGAGAGCUUUUCAGAGUUCCCUAACCAGUCCUAAGUAUGUAAAUUGUCAUUAUUUUGGGAAGAAAAACCUGUAUUUUUGUUAGUUUACAAUAUUAUGAAAUUUCACUUCAGGAGAACCUGUUGGGCUUCCUGUGGCUUUGUUUUCUUGGUUUCUUUUUCUGUGUAUUUUUUAAUUGAUUUUUCUUCUUUUACUUGACAAGAGUGUUUUAUUUUCAAAUCUGGUCCAUAUUUACAUUCUAGUUCAGAGCCAAGCCUUAAACUGUACAGAAUUUUCACUGUAAUUAAAACUAUUUAGUGUUAUAUAUAGUCUUCAAAAAGAGAGAUUCUCCAUUACACAGUCACCUGCAUCACAGCCCAUGGUGAAUGUAUGUUUCUGCAUAGCAAAAUAAAAAUAGCAAAUGCACUGAAA